AUGUCAAGUCUAAUAAACAGGAAAAGAACCCCAUCGGGUGAUGAUAGUGAUGACCAAGCCUCGGCGGCGGCAAGACCAAAUAAUAACUCUCAAGGCAUAGCACAAUCCUCAGGAAUAUCCAUUAACGGCAGACCAACGAGAAGAAGAUCCUAUCUGCUCCCAUCGGAAGAAUCUGAAUCUGAUAGCGUCACAUAUGGAACAUCACUUGAGAUGAAAAGAAGACAUCUGUUGUAUGUGGAACCACAUCAUCAUCGUCCAUCACGUCGUUUUUCAGAAGAAAUAAGAACCGAGCUUGCUGAAGUAAAGAGGAAAAAGAGGAUACAUGAAAGUAGAAGGGUUAUGUUUAUAUUAGGUGCUUUGAUUGGAUUAUUGGCAGCUAUUUUCAUAACAUCAUCCCAUGGACCUGCAUUUCCUGGAGAAUUAGAAAAAUUGGUUAAUUUUGAUAAAGUAAGUUAUUUAUUUGAAGAUUGGCGAGAUUGGAAAGACUUAUUACCUACUGGAUUACAAUCAUUUUUACAAGAAGCUGAGAAUCCUGAUGAUGGAUUACAUGGAUCAGCUGAAUCUUUUAGUGUUGGGAAAAGGUUAUUACUGACAAAGAAUUAUACUCAUGAAUUCAAUGUUGUAUUAGUCCCAGGGGUGAUAUCUACUGGACUUGAAUCCUGGUCUACUACAAAUUCAGGACCAUGUCCUUCUAUAAAUCAUUUUAGGAAACGUCUUUGGGGAUCUUUUUAUAUGUUAAGAACCAUGAUUCUUGAUAAAACCUGCUGGUUGAAACAUAUAAUGUUAGAUGAAGAAACUGGACUCGAUCCUCCCGAUGUUAAAUUGAGAGCAGCCCAGGGGUUUGAGUCUUCUGAUUUCUUUAUGGCAGGAUAUUGGAUUUGGAAUAAGAUUUUACAAAAUCUUGCCGUGAUUGGUUAUAGUCCCGAUGAUAUGCAUACUGCUGCUUAUGAUUGGAGAUUAACUUAUCUUGAUUUAGAAAGACGGGAUCGAUAUUUUUCAAAAUUGAAAAUUCAAAUUGAAUUAACCAAAACGUUUUCCGGGAAGAAAUCGAUUCUUGUGGGACAUUCUAUGGGAUCUCAAGUGAUAUUUUAUUUUAUGAAAUGGGUUGAAGCUAAUGGGGAAUUAUACGGAAACGGAGGACCUAAUUGGGUCAAUGAUCAUAUUGAGGCAUUUGUGGAUAUUAGUGGGUCAUCUUUGGGUGCUCCAAAGACUAUAUCUGCUUUAAUGUCUGGUGAGAUGAAAGAUACUGUUCAAUUGAAUGCUUUAGCAGUGUAUGGAUUAGAACAAUUUUUCAGUAGAAGAGAACGAGUUGAUUUAUUAAGAUCAUUUGGUGGAAUUGCUAGUAUGAUUCCAAAGGGAGGCGAUUUACUUUGGGGCAAUUUAACAUAUGCUCCAGAUGAUCCUACCAAUGCAUUACAUGAGAAUGGAACUCUUCCUGAAUUUGAAACUAAUAGUACAUCCAAUCGAGAAACAUUUGGAACCUUUAUUCAAUUCAAAGAAAGUGAUGGGGCUACAUAUAAUGUAACCAUGGCUGAAAGUAUAGAUAAAUUGUUAGAUAAUUCACCUGAAUGGUAUUCCAAAAGAGUUCGAGAAAAUUAUUCAUUUGGAGUAGCAAGUACCAAACAGGAAAUUCAAGAAAAUAAUCAAAUUCAACUGAAGUGGUCAAACCCUCUUGAAGCUGCAUUACCUAAUGCCCCUGAUCUCAAAGUAUAUUGUUUCUACGGGGUUGGAAAACCAACUGAAAGAGCAUAUACAUAUACCACCGCCGAUAGCUCAUUAAGAUUACCGUAUGUGAUUGACCCAGACGCGGAAAAUCCCGUGUAUUUCGGAGAUGGUGAUGGGACAGUUUCGUUAUUAACCCAUGCCAUGUGUCAUGAAUGGCAAAAGCGAUCAAAAUCAAGAUUUAAUCCUGGAAAUUCUAGAGUUACAAUUGUAGAGAUUAAGCAUGAACCAAAUACUUUUGAUAUUAGAGGUGGUGCUAGAACGGCUGAACAUGUUGAUAUUUUAGGUAGUGCUGCCUUAAAUGAAUUGAUACUUACUGUUGCUGCCGGGAGAGGUGAUACUAUUCAGAAUAAGUAUGUAAGUGAUCUAAAACAAAUUGUAGAAUCUCUAAAUAUUUAG
Molecule: messenger RNA, 2121 nt
Organism: Hemisphaericaspora subhashii
Lineage: Eukaryota; Fungi; Ascomycota; Pichiomycetes; Serinales; Debaryomycetaceae
Gene: LRO1
Product: phospholipid:diacylglycerol acyltransferase
Exons: 1
Coding region: 1-2121 (706 amino acids)
Biological process (GO): lipid storage; triglyceride biosynthetic process
Cellular component (GO): cytoplasm; perinuclear endoplasmic reticulum
Molecular function (GO): phospholipid:diacylglycerol acyltransferase activity
Source: RefSeq, a predicted model, not a curated record